Molecule: messenger RNA, 4886 nt
Organism: Scleropages formosus (Asian bonytongue)
Lineage: Eukaryota; Metazoa; Chordata; Actinopteri; Osteoglossiformes; Osteoglossidae
Product: storkhead-box protein 2-like
Exons: 4
Coding region: 1588-4350 (920 amino acids)
Biological process (GO): regulation of transcription by RNA polymerase II
Cellular component (GO): cytoplasm; nucleus
Molecular function (GO): RNA polymerase II transcription regulatory region sequence-specific DNA binding
Source: RefSeq, a predicted model, not a curated record
CACACUGGGGCCCGUGUGAUUGGGUCCCUGCUCUCUGUGAGAGGUCCACUCUGUCCUGUCGUGUCCCCCAAAACCCUCUGCCGUGCCACGCGUCUCUUUAGUUGCCUUCCGGAGGAACUCUACCGCAGCUGAUCCUCCGGCGGAGCCAAAUGCAGAGAAGAGGGAAAGACGGGGACAAGAUGAGUGCUCUGCAAAGACGGCAUGCUCUAGUGGCAUAUCUGUACCAGAGAAUAUAAGUGUUUAUUAAUUCUUCCACAUUCUCUCUGAAAAGGGGAGGGGCAAUGGCUCGGACAAAUGCUGGGCAGCUUUUGUAUGCAAAUGAAAUGCCAUCCUAUUGGUUGACCUUUGAUCCAGUGGCCCGGAGAGCCUGAAGGUCACUUCUGCAGCAAAACCCACCGUCCAAUGGGGACCCGCAUACGAGGCCUAAGGUGGUUACGCCGCUAGCCCGGAGUUGCGCGGCUGCGUAGCUGCCCGCAUCCACGGUUGGAAAGACGAAGCCGGGGCCUGACCGCAGCACCGGUUGCCAUCUCUUCUGCGCAUGCCGGGGACUGAUUGAUUGCAGUAUUGACAGCGCCGUCUGAGAUGUCGCUUUGCCUUCCGUGUCGCUCCCUGCUGCUCCGCCAUGGACACACGCACGCACACGCAGGCGCGUGCGCGCACACGGUUUCCUAGCAGCUGCACACGCACACGCAGACACCUUCGCUGCGCAUCGCUGGCAUCAAAGGAGACGGCUUUGUCACGAACAUGUCUCCGCUUGCUGAGCUUCGUCGAUUUCCCGCUUGGAUUUUAUUCGACUGAAAAAGACUCUCUUUUUUCAUUCCGCCACCUUUUAAUCUUUCCCUCCCCCCCCUCGGCUGCCCUCCCUUACCAUCUGUGAGGACUAAGCCGCAUCGGCGGUUGCGGCAAGACGGCGAAUGACACUCCGCUUCGUUCCCCUGUGCUGUCGGGCCGCGACUGACGGCACUGCUGGGUUUUCUUGUUUUUUUGGGCCUUUUGUGUGCAUUGCUCCCCGUCGGCCCGGUGCUCCUGGGCUGAAUUGAGCUAUUGUUUGAAUCCAGGGGUCCUUAGCGCUCGAAAUCCACCCCCCCCCCCACAAUACCACCUCCUGCUCGGACCAACCAAAUCGCCCUCCCCCAAUUCCUCGCCUGCCUCCCCCCAUCCCCCCAUCCCCCACCACCCCCCCGUUGCAGCCGAGAAGCCACAUAACGUGCUACUCCGCGCACGUGAACCUGGAAACUAUAAAUCGGAGACCGAUCGCGAGUGCAGUGUAAUGCAUUGUGGGACGCGUACAGAACCGGAGCAGAUCAAGAAGAGGAGAGGAACUCGGAAUCAUAUCCCAUCUGGAUCCCAGGCAGAGUCAGCAUCAGCUGUCGUACCGGGGCUGUUGUGUCAGUGAGUGUGCGUGCGUGCAUGUGUAUGAGUGAGUGGUGCGUGACUGUGUGUAUGAGACCGAGCGGUGGAGAGUGGGAGGUUGCCGGUUCAGUAGCUGCCCGCCAUGAUCCCCGCCGUGCCCUCGGAGCAGAGGUGAGGGGCCCAGCCAAUGUGGGGACAGCGGGGGGCCUCCGGUAGCCCUCCGCGGCCAUCGUCAUGAAGAAGACACGCAGCAGCAACCUCCGCCGGGCCUGGCCCAGCUCUGACUUCUCGGAGCGGGCCUCGGAACGGGCCUCGGAGCGCACCCGGUCUCGAAGUGAGAAGGACUACCGUCUCCACAGGCAGCUCCCUCUGCCUUUCGUCUCCCAGCCACCUCGGGGAUACACGGCGUCAGGUGAUGCGUCGCCCCUCAGCAUGUCUCCCGUUGGCCAGUCCCAGUUCAUCCCGCUGGGGGAGGUCCUCUGCCUGGCCAUCUCGGCCAUGAAUUCGGCUCGGCAGACCGUCACGCAGGAGACCCUGAUGGAGCACCUGGCCACCUGUUUCCCAGGAGUCCCGACGCCGAGUACGGAGGUCCUCCGACACACUCUAAACAUGCUGGUGCGAGAACGAAAGAUCUACCCCUCUCCAGAGGGAUACUUCGUUGUAACGCCACAAACGUACUUCAUAACUCCGUCACUCAUCAGAGCUAACAGUAAGUGGUAUCACCUGGAUGAACGGGUCCCGGACCGACAGCAGCAGCAGUGCACCUCCCCACAGUCUGGAACCAUCACACCCUCCACCUCAGGCUGCCUGAGGGAUAGAGCCCAUCACAAAAACCAGGGCGACUCAUUCAACUCUUACCGUGAUGAUCUGCCCAGUCUUCAUGCCUCCACUCUCCAGAGGAAGUCACCGAGGGACCUAAAGGACUCCUAUUCACCUCCCCCUCCCCACCAAGCCGCUGCCCCAGAAAAGAGCAAGGGCAACCUCAAUUUCUCUUUCAAGACAGAUACUCUUACCCGGCACAGAGAAGCAAACAGCUCGGGUGAGAAGCAGUCCAAGAAGUUUGGGCUGAAGCUCUUCAGGCUGAGUUUCAAAAAGGACAAAACAAAGCAUGUGGCCAACUUCUCAGCCCAGUUCCCCCCGGAGGAGUGGCCCCUGCGGGACGAGGAGACACCGAACAACAUCCCUCGGGAUGUAGAGAUGGAGAUCAUCCGACGUAUCAAUCCAGACCUGACAGUGGAGAAUGUGAUGAGGCACACCGCGGUGAUGAAGCGGCUGGAAGAAGAGCGCGCCCAACGCAGAAAGGCGAAUUCUUCCGCCCAACAUGGUGGCCGGAGCCGGCGAAGCCGUGGCCUGCACAAGCCACAAGGAAAGUCCCGAUCUCACAGUAAGACCCGGACAUUUAGAGCUGACCCCCUGGAGGACCCAAAUGUGGACUCCAACCUGGACCACCGAGAUGCCGUGCUCUGUAUGGAGCGCCGCAGGGGGAAGUACUUUGCCCAGAGCAAUCCCAACAUCAUUGAGUCUCACAUCCCUGUCACACCCGAAUGGGAUGUGUCAGGGGAGUUAGCAAAGAGGAGGACAGAGAUGCCCUUCCCAGAACCAUCUAGGGGCACAUCACACUCCAAGGUUCACCGCAGCCAGAGCCACACACAAGAGAGGAAGUCUCGCAACGAGAGGCCUGACAAGGCCAAAGAGAGGUCUCGCUCCAUGGACAACUCCAGGGGCCCUCUAGGGACAGGUCCUUUUGGGGAAGACUAUGAAUGCUUUGAGGACAGGAGUCGCUAUUACACUGACCAUGGCACUCUGCGGGCUCUUCAAGAACCCCACUACACGCGAAUCGUGCUUUCUGCUGCAAAGUUUAAUCAUGAGGUUUGUCUGCCUGAUGCUGAGAUAGGCAACUCUGAGGACUCCAAAGCCUAUAGUCCACUAGAGAAAAGCAAAAGCAGAGACAAUUUGUUGACCUACAGUGACUUUAAGCCUUCCUUGCUUAAGUCCACAGCUGAUGGUUAUUUUCAGGGCAAUACGGCCUUGGAAUCAUCUCACGUUGCGCACUCCCCUCUGGGGAAAUCUGAGCAGGAGUCUUUCACAAAAUCAGAUGGUGUCAAAAAGGGGAGUCCCUCUGACAGGCAGACACCCCAUAUCACUUCCCCCCAUUCGAUGGAGUACAAAGAAGAGACGUCAAAAGGACAGCAUGGCAUCUGUCUGCCGAUGGUGAGUCAGGCACAAGAGCCAGCGUCAAAUGGACGCUUGCCGCACCAACAUAACUUAGACCCCGGGGGCACGGACACAAGGAAGGAAAUCUUCAGCAAAGACACUUUGUUUAAGCCACCACACAAUACAUUGAGUGUGAAUUACGCAGAGAACAGCUACACGAAAUCAGGCACGUUGAGGAGGACCCCGAGCGUGAACUCUUCCGAGAUGCUGAGCGACCGUGAACGCUUUGAGAAGCCUACACAGUCAUCGACGUCCCCUGGCUCAGCGGUCCAGCAGGGCACAGAGCUGGCCUCUGGUCCCGGGGCCACAUUUGAUUACUACAAUGUAUCAGAUGAUGAUGACUCUUCAGAAGCUACACGCAAGCAGGCCGAAGAGGGCACUGCCCGGGAAGGAGGCGGUACCAUGCAGUGGCUGCUGGAGCGCGAGAAGGAGCGAGACCUGCAGCGCAGGUUUGAGAAGAACCUCUCCCUCCUCACCCCCAAGGACAACGAAAAUGUAAAUGUGCAAAAGUCGGCCCACUCAGCCCGUCUAGACAGCAUGGAUAGCAGCAGUGUCACGGUGGACAGUGGAUUUAAUUCACCACGCACUAGGGAAAGCCUGGCCUCCAACACAUCCAGCAUUGUAGAGAGCAACAGGCGCCAGAACCCGGGCCUUAGCCCCGGGCACCUGGGCACUGCCAGCACCCUGCCCUUCACCUUCCGGACAGUCCUCGAACCCCCAGCCAGCCAGCCCGAGACACUGCAAAAACCAUCAAACUGUUUAGCUUCCAUCACGAGUGUGUGACACAACUGUGCUGGACGGAAGGAGAGGAAAGGAAGCGGACCCCUCUUCUCAGCUCUGAAGGACCCCCUUUACUCCUUCCUGGGACUGUUAUUACUGCAUAUGACUUCCAGACCCCGUGACAGGAUUGUUGCAAAUAACAUCUAGUUUGUUUUUAAUUGUUUUACUGCUGCUUUUUUUUACAUGUUUUAGUGUAAUACACAGCAUAUACUGAGCACAGGAGAAGUGAUUUACAGGAGUAACAAUAACAGUGUGGAAAUUAACUCAAAUAUUUGUUUGAGCUGAUCUAAAUUUCAAAUUUCUUUUGCUUUCUAAACACCAGUUAUUUUGACAGUCCUAAAUCUAGUCAAGCUUUUACAGCAUAUUGAAUACAUAAGCAGUUAACAGUUUUUGACCUGACAGUUGAAAUUCACUAUGUAAUGUGGCUCCUGUCAUAUAGGAAAUCUCAGGUCAUUUGAAAUUCUACUACAUUAAGAUAUAUACACACGCACUGCCUGAAAACACUUGUCCCAAAGGGCAAACCGGAGCCGAACCCGGCA